Molecule: messenger RNA, 1396 nt
Organism: Xenopus laevis (African clawed frog)
Lineage: Eukaryota; Metazoa; Chordata; Amphibia; Anura; Pipidae
Gene: aadacl4.S
Product: arylacetamide deacetylase-like 4 S homeolog
Cellular component (GO): membrane
Molecular function (GO): carboxylic ester hydrolase activity; hydrolase activity
Source: RefSeq, marked provisional
AGUCAGCUGAAAGUCAAAAGAGCUGUGCAGCGUGACAAAAUGGGGUUAGCUUUUCCUUUGCUGGUGCUUUUUCUUGCAGUUAUCUGUUCCCUUUGUAUAUUAAUAUUUGUGGGAGUCAUUUAUUUUGAAUUAUCCAACUCAAAAAUCCCCCCAGGGGUAGCAUGCCCUGGGAAGCUUCGUGUAAUCCAUAUCAUGAUGAUCAGCAUUGCUAUUUUGGGGAAGAUAUUUCAGAACCUAGGAUUAUGCAACCCAGUUAACUUUACUCGUUAUGUGAGGGAGCAACUGAUGGUAGGGAAGCUGGGAGAGGACCCAAAACUCUUCAUCAAAGACCAGCAGUUUGAAAAUGUGCCUGUGAGAGUCUAUCAGCCGAGGUUGCCGUCUGCUGGUGGAAGGAAAGGAGUUAUGUUCUUCCAUGGAGGAGGCUGGAUGUUUGGAAGCAUCGAUACAUAUGAUAAAUUAUGUCGCUACAUCUCCAAAGAAACAGAAACCGUUGUUGUCUCAGUUGGUUACCGUUUGGCACCAGAGCACCGUUACCCUGCAGGAUACGAGGAUUGUCUCAAUGCUACAGUUCACUUCCUAAAAACAGCAAAGGAAUUUGGGGUUGACCCUUCUUCUGUUAUAAUAUCGGGUGACAGUGCAGGGGGUAAUCUUACCGCUGCAGUUUGUCAGUCUCUUGUGAACAAGACUGACCUUCCAAAGCCAUUGGCUCAGGUGCUAAUAUACCCAGCGGUUCAGAUGAUUGACUUUGAUUUGCCUUCAUAUCAACAGAACCGGGCUGUUCCAGUUCUGUACAGAGAACGUGCUGCCUUCUAUAUGUUGAAUUAUAUAAGUGACGAUCUGUCCAGCCUUGAAGAGAUGUUGGAUGGCGACCACAUUCCCGUUGAAACAAAGAUGAAGUACAGGAAGUGGUUAAGUGCCGAAAAUAUUCCAGAUGAAUUUAAAGUCCGAGGCUUCAAACCCCGAGUCAUGUCCUCGCAAGCUGAAGAAGUUAUUGAAGAAGUCAAAUCUGCUCUGGAGACAGCAUGUUCCCCAUUGCUUGCAGAGGAUUCUAUCAUUCGACUACAACCCCAAGCUUAUAUAUUGACAUGCGAGUUUGAUGUGCUGCGUGAUGAUGGACUGCUGUAUAAAAAGAGACUUGAAGAUAAUGGAGUUCCUGUGACCUGGUACCAUGUUAAAGAUGGAUUUCAUGGGAUUGUGAGUUUCUUUGACAAUGGGAACCUUUCAUUUCCUUCUGGGAAACUUGCAAUUGAAAGCAUCGCUAGUUAUAUUAAAAAUGCUUAAGAUCUGACUCUCCAACGCUGCAGUUCUAGAACCCGUUCAGUUGUUUCAAUUGUUGAUGUGAUAAAUCCUGUGAAAGCCUUUGAAAUAACGUUUAAAUACAUAUGUUUUCCACCUC